GGAGGAGGGUGUGGGGAGAAUGGGGAGGCGUGGAUUCACUCUGAAGUGAUUCCUCUUGGAGCUUGCAGACCUGGCCGCCCCUCUUCUGCAUCGGAGAUAGUGACGAAUGAUUUUGUAGCGGAGGUAGAAGGUGCUAGAGGCCACCUGAAUUCUGCCCACUCUUUGGGGAAAAGACUUCCUGUUUUUAGCUAUUUCAGACCUGAUGAUGCAUGAAGAAAGCGGUGCCGCUGAUAAAUGCAAUAGACACGGGGAGAUUCCCACGACUUCUCAGCCGGAUUCUUCAAAAGCUCCACCUGAAGGCCGAGAACAGUUUUAGUGAAGAAGAGGAAGAAAAACUUCAGGCUGCGUUCUCUCUAGAGAAACAAGAACUUCACCUGGUUCUGGAGACCAUAUCAUUUGUUUUGGAACAGGCCGUGUAUCACAACGUGAAGCCAGCGACGCUGCAGCAGCAGCUAGAGACUAGUCAGCUUACAAAGGACAAAGCGGAAGCGUUCGCCAGCGCUUGGUCGGCUAUGGGUCAAGAGACGAUUGAGAAGUUCCGGCAGAGGAUCCUGGGCCCUCACAAGCUAGAGACCGUGGGAUGGCAGCUUAACCUGCAAAUGGCUCACUCAGCUCAAGCAAAGCUGCAAUCUCCCCAGGCCGUGCUGCAGCUGGCAGUGAGCAAGGACGACUGCCAGAACAUGGAGAAAGUUCUAGUGGAAUUCAAUCACAAGGAGUUGUUUGAUUUCUACAACAAGCUGGAGACCAUACAAGCCCAGCUGGAUUCCCUCACAUGAUGUUCUUGAAGACUGGCUUCACCAUCACAUUCCGGCCACCUCACUCUUUCGCACUGAAGAGAAACUGCCCAAGUGUAUUUUCGAGAGGACUCGGUGACUUUAUUCCCACAGAUACUAUAUGGCUUACUGCUUCUUAGACAAAUACCAGUGAGGGAUAUCCUAAGAGGAGCACUGGUUUCUAAGGUACCUUCUCUCCUCACAUGAGCCAAGAGCACUUGUUGAGAAAACUGUUUGAAAGAAAUGAGAAGUGAGUGCCGUGCUGGUUUUGCUGUCAGAUUGCUUUCAGGGGUCAAUGAAGGUCUGCAGGCAGAAGGUAUGACGGGUGCCCUAGCAGAAUAUGGAACCUCACCCACUGCAGUAGUUAAUCAGGGAGCAGCCACAGGCCAUCCAAUGCCCACUGCAGUAGUUAAUCAGGGAGCAGCCACAGGCCAUCAAUGUUUUGGCAUUUGUCCUACAACUUUAUUUUACUUGAGGUGUAGAGCAGGAAAGAAAUCUAAAAUGGCGCCGGUACUGCUACGAGUUAAUUCCACUGUGCUCCUCUUGACUCCCCCUGGAAUGUUUCUGACUUUAAUGAUUUAAAAAUCAUCUAGGUUUACAUAUACCUUUGCAAAUGAAUAACUUCUCAGUGUUUCAGAUCAUAAAUGAAAACUUUUAUUUGUAAUGAGUAUGACAUGGGAAUCUUACAUUUUAAAUCAGAAACUUUUUGCAUUCUCCUUUUGUGGAUAUGUUCAUUGGUUUCAGUCAAUAAAAAUUUUCUACCUUAGAAUUAUUUAAACU
Molecule: messenger RNA, 1553 nt
Organism: Mastomys coucha (southern multimammate mouse)
Lineage: Eukaryota; Metazoa; Chordata; Mammalia; Rodentia; Muridae
Gene: Commd10
Product: COMM domain containing 10
Exons: 7
Coding region: 210-776 (188 amino acids)
Source: RefSeq, a predicted model, not a curated record